AUGAGACUUUGGGUCUUGGCACUUUUAACAAUUCUCAUACAUUCCACAGCAGCUAAGUUUAGCAAAUCAUCCUGGGGCCUGGAAAAUGAGGCUUUAAUUGUGAGAUGUCCUAGGCAAGGAAAGUCUCAAUACCCUGUGGAUUGGUAUUACUCAAAAACCAACAAAAGUAUAACCACCCAGAAAAGAAAUCGUGUAUUGGCCUCGGGGGAACGUCUUAAGUUUCUCCCUUCCAAAGUCAAUGAUUCUGGAAUUUAUACUUGCAUUAUCAGAAGUCCUACCUUCAAUAAGAUUGGAUAUGUAAACGUCACCAUAUAUAAAAAACAACCAGAAUGCAAUAUUCCAGAUCAUCUGAUAUAUUCAACAACAUGUGGAUCAGAAAAAAAUUCCAAAAUAUAUUGUCCUACAAUUGACCUCUACAAUUGGACAGCACCUGUUGAGUGGUUUAAGAAUUGUAAAGCUCUUCAUGGGCCAAGGUAUCACAUACACAAGACCUUUGUGCUGAUUGACAAUGCAUCUAGCAAGGACACAGGUUAUUAUACAUGCAAAUUUAUGCACAAUGAAAAUGGACUCAAUUACAGCGUGACGGCAACCAGAUCAUUCGUCAUGAAAGAGGAGGAAAGCUUUUCUUGGUUUCCAGUAAUUAUAGCCCCUCCGCAAAAUGAAACAAAAGAAGUGGAAAUCGGAAAACCAGCAAACAUACUCUGCUCUGCUUGUUUUGGGAAAGGCUCUCGGUUCAUGGCUGGCGUCCGGUGGAAGGUGAACGGAACCAUAGUUCAGAACUUUGGUGAAGCAAGAAUUCAAGAGGAACAGGAGAAAAAUCAAAGUUUUAGCAGUGAGAUGACUUGUCAGAACACCAUUUUAAGAAUAGAUGAUGUGAGAGAGGAGGAUUUGUCCCUGAAGUAUGAAUGUCUGGCUCAGAGUUUGCAUGGUUCGAUACGGCACACCAUAAGACUGAAGAGGAGAAGUCCAAAUGACCAGCAAAACACCUACUACAUACUGGCGGGAUUUAGCACCUUGUUAAUGCUAAUCAAUGUCAUGGUGAUAACGCUGAAAGUGUUCUGGAUUGAGGUUAUUCUGCUCUGGAGAGAGAUAGCUAGACCUCACAAAACUAGGAAUGAUGGAAAGAUCUAUGAUGCUUAUGUCAUCUAUCCACGGAACUAUAAAAAUAGUCCCGAGAGGGCCAAUGCCGUGGGGCACUUUGUUCACCAGAUUCUGCCUGAUGUUCUUGAAAAUAAAUGUGGCUAUAACUUAUGCAUUUAUGGGAGAGAUCUGCUACCUGGAGAAGAUGCAGCCACUGCAGUGGAAAGCAACAUACGAAAGAGUCGGCGGCAGAUUUUUAUCCUGACUCCUGAGAUGGUGCAAAGCAGGGAGUUUGCCUACGAGCAGGAGAUCGCCUUGCACAGCGCCCUCAUCCAGAAUGACUCCAAGGUGAUUCUUAUAGAAUUGGAGGCUCUGAGCAAGCCCAGUGGACUGCAGUUUGGGCAGCUUCAAGAUUCCCUCAAGCAUCUCGUGGAAGUGCAAGGUACCAUCAAGUGGAGGGAAGACCACGUGGCCAACAAACAGUCCCUGAAUUCCAAAUUCUGGAAGCACGUGAGGUACCACAUGCCUGUGCCAUACAAACCGCCAGGGAAGACAACCAGUUUGGCUUCCCUGAGUGCCCAGGGGCAGUAA
This is a messenger RNA of Neomonachus schauinslandi (Hawaiian monk seal), 1671 nucleotides long. RefSeq names its product interleukin 1 receptor like 1 (gene IL33R). NCBI's taxonomy places the organism in Eukaryota, Metazoa, Chordata, Mammalia, Carnivora, Phocidae. Gene Ontology annotation, biological process: signal transduction. Bases 1 to 1671 code for a protein of 556 amino acids. Gene Ontology annotation, molecular function: interleukin-33 receptor activity; interleukin-33 binding; interleukin-1 receptor activity. The transcript has 10 exons. The record is from RefSeq and is a predicted model, not a curated record.